Biomphalaria glabrata is the source of this 7505-nucleotide messenger RNA. RefSeq names its product sorting nexin-21-like. Lineage: Eukaryota; Metazoa; Mollusca; Gastropoda; Planorbidae. The record is from RefSeq and is a predicted model, not a curated record. Bases 672 to 1646 code for a protein of 324 amino acids. Gene Ontology annotation, biological process: protein transport. Gene Ontology annotation, molecular function: protein binding; phosphatidylinositol phosphate binding. Gene Ontology annotation, cellular component: early endosome membrane. The transcript has 4 exons.
CAAACACCCCCUAUUUAAACCUCAAUUUUCAUGUUUGGGUAGCAAAGGACACUUUAAACUAAUAGUUGCAAAUUAUUUCUUAGCAUAAUUAGAAGCAUAUUAUAUAGGUUUUGUUUAGCUGAAGCAUCAUUGGCAUUAAAAAAUACCCUUAAUCUGAGACUCACUUCACUCUUCCCAAGAGGUCAAAAAAAGUGACAUUUUUAUACCAAUAUUACCAAUGCACUUUGAAUAUAAGUAAAAAAAUUAUCCUCGGGUGAAAAUGAAACUAAAUAUAACUUAACUAUAAAGAAAUGGACGAUGCACAAUAUGAAUGGACUAGUUUGCGGUGUUCGAUAAGUACCUUAAAAUGAAGGUGUUCGAUAGAUGUGGAAACAAGAAGCAAUGUUUAUUUGCUCCAGCUUCUAGCAGUGGGUUCCAUGAUGUGAACCUAAGUGCCUGUCAAGAUUAAAACUUAUAUUACAGCAUCAAAUUGUAAGGCUAGGCGACAGGAAUAAUUUAAUGAUGGAAGUAGUUACUAGUCAACAUGAAAAACUAGAUCCCCACAUAGCUAUAUGUGAAUCUAAAAAAAUGUUAAAUUCUUGAAGUACAAGAUCAUUUCUUGUUAAGUAAGAACAGAGUUGAAAUCCUGCUGUUUCUCAAGAUAAAAUGAAGAACUUGUUUCACUGAACACCAUGAUGAGCUCACUGCUGACUAAACUGAAGACAAGCUCUCGGGUCUAUCAAGACGCAGAGAAUAAAAAAAGUUCAGAAGCUGCAGCUGAAGAAAAUGCUUUGGGUGAAGAACAAGACACCAUUACUGGAGGUAUUUCUGGGACUCUGGCUAUUUCAGACCUCACCUUGAAAACACCAACAGACACAAAUAAAGACUUCCACUAUGAUGUGCCAUGUGAUGGGAGUUACACGAUGUCUAGUAACGUAAGUUUUGAAGUGAUUUCAGCAGAAGUUGUGAAAGAAGGAAGGUCAGGCCAUGUGAACUACACCAUUCUGAUCAAGCCAGACAAAGAUGCCUUGAGGACCAUUCCCACAGUGGUCAAGAGAAGAUAUUCCGACUUUGAACAUCUGCACCAACAGCUAAGGAAAAGAUUUCCAUCAAUCAUGGCCAACGUACUCUUCCCUCGCAAGGUGCUUCUUGGUAACUUUACUAGUGAAACCAUUGCCAAGAGAAGCACAGCUUUUGAGCAAUACCUGACUCAUUUGUUUUCCUUCUUUGAGAUUAGAUUCAGCAGCGACUUUUUGUAUUUUUUUGUCCUGGAGGAUUUCUCAGAUGCCAUCCGGUAUUUUGUCCAAAAAGAUUACGGCAAAGCUGUGCUGUACUUUGAGAAGAUACUACCUGUCCUUGAAAAACUUUAUGGGGACUCACAUCCACAUGUUUUGAAUUGUCUCUGUGGGCUUGUGGUCUCUUAUAUGAAACUGGAGAAAUACGCUGUAGCUGAAGCCUGCUCCCAAGUUGCCUUGAAGUGUAUGGGUGCGAUCAAUGAUGAAACCAUGGCCUCACUUUUGAUGACCAGCAUUCGGUUGUGCUGGACAUUGGGCAAAGACAAGCAGGACUUAGAAAAAAAGGUUCAGGAUCUAAAGUCCAAAGGUGUGAGUGUAAUAAGAGACCUAAAUGAAGUCUUGAACGAAACAUUCCAAUUUAAGUCCAAUUAGUCAAAUAUAGCUAAAUAGAACUGAAUGAAAUUGAUGUCAUUUUUGACAUAUUUUCUUUCUCUUUUAAUCCUUGAACUGUCAGAACUGAAUUAAAUAGUUGAUAGGUUUAAAUUGUUCUGUGCAAUGCCUAAUUUUAUCCACUUAGACCAAACAUUGUUUCAAAAUAUGAUUAUUUGUAAUAAUAGUUUCUGGGAACUUUUCUUAUAAGAAGCAUAAAAAUAUAUUAUGUUUCAAUAUUUAUCAUCCCUUAAAUAAUGGAGGCUCUAUAGAUUGGAAGACUGUUGCAACACUAAAUGUUAAUAAGGAUCUGUUCAUCAGUAGAAGUUUCAGGUGCCAAGAUUUUUAUUGCUUUCAAUGAGAGUAUUAAUGAUAAACUAUAGCAUCUGUAAAAAAUGACAUAAUUAUAAAGAAAAUAAUUGCUUAUUAAGGCCAGUGUAAAAUUGCAUAAAAAACAAAAACAGAAAAUUACAUUAGAAUUAGUGUGACAACUUAGGGGUUCUCCUUCACCUGUCCCAUUGUCUGUUGGGGCUCUACACAUGAUCUAACAAUGCUCUCUCUCCACUCCUCUCCACAAAAAUGAUUGACAAUUACAAUUUCACUUUCUAUUAUAAUGUCAUAAGUGGAUUAUGCCCCUUUCCUAUUAAACAGAUUUUACAUUUUUGUAUUUACAGCUCUCUGAUCACACAUUAUACAAUGGACUUUUAUAUUUUUAAAAUACUAUUUGUUUUUAUGAAGUUCUAAUUUUAUAUUUAUUUUGGUACAACUUUUUUGCAUCUUUAAUUUAAGUGAUUUAAAUAUUUACUGCUAAUUGAUCAUUAUCGUCCUGCUUAUUGCCCCUUGUUCACAACACAAAAGUCUGAAAUUUAAGUUAAAAAAUUAUGUGUGUCUCAUUUGAACAAAUAAAUGAAAUUUUAAACUACAGUACUCAUUACAUUAUUUAAAAUUAAUUUCAAAAUGACUAAUGUAAAACUCCUUGAAUAUCAUUUUUUUCCCUCCACACUAAUCUUAGCAGUAAACGUCAUUGCUUUACUGUUUAAUAACUAUAUACUUUCAGAUUUUUCUAGGGUUGACAUUUUUAUUUUUGGUGAUUGCCUUUUAAUCAUGUUAUAUGUAUCAUUUUCCUUUUAUUUCCAUGUGCAAUAACUUUAUUCUCUACUCUUAAUGGAAAAAACUUUCUGAAAUGUAUUUAAAAACUCAAAAAAAAAGAUUUACUGCUGCAGGGGUGAACGGCUGUAUAGCCAGUAGGAUAAACAUGUAUAUAUAUGUAACCCUGCCUUGGGCCACGAGGCCUUCAUCAGCUAUAAAACAAACACAAAAAGACAAACAAUUAACACAAAAUAGUCUUAAGUUAACUUAUCCGUCCGAUGUUGUUCCCUAUCGAGGCAGAAAAGAAAUGAGCUACGCUGGUGUUAAAGUGCGGGAAAUCGGAAGGGGGUGGAGAUGUCAGGCAAAGACAAAUGGGAAAAGGGGAUAAUGUUAGUGUUUCUAAAUGUAUUUAGAAAAAAAAGUGAAUUUUUUUUUUUUUAGCAUUUCACAUGGUUUCUUUUAUUUCUCAAAAGACUUGAGGAAAUCCUAUAGGUUUAAUUGGCAGAUGAAUUUUGGUUCAUUUUUCUAAGGGGGAAGGUUAUUGAGUGAUGCCUAAGCUUAGGUCAACACUAACAGAGAUUCUUUCAUAAAUUGUUAGGUUCCUAUUAGAAAAGCAUGGACAUGGGAACCAUUUGGAUAGUCCCAUAAGCUUGCACAAGGACACUAGCUUGAGGUCAUCAGUUCCUAUUAUCACUCAGCUAUCAUGUCCCUUAAAUAGGAUGAAAUAUCAGCUGCUUGUAGCAUUCUCUGACAUGGAGAAUUUCUAGGAUACGGAGGCAAUGCUAUAAAUUGCUAGAUUCUUAAUGUAUCUAGUAUACAGAAUGUGACAGAUGAGCUAUGAGUGUGUGUGUGUGUGUGUGUAUCUUCAAAAGCAUAUUUAAUACUAUUUGAUCUCUGCACAAUUUACUUUAGAAAUUGUUUUGCUUGAAACACAAAGUAAUUUCUCUAUGUAGCAUCCCCUCAUCUUCCUUUCUUUGUCUUUCUGUUACAUUAAAUAUCACUUCCACAGUUAUCCAUAUCUCUUUCUUUUCUUUCUCUAGCUUGCUGUAUUUUAGUAUUUAAAAAAAAUGUUUUUUUUAAAACAUAAUCAGAUUUUAAUAAUCAAAUUGUACUCAUGUGUAAAAUAUCACAAAUGUUUGUUUUAGUGUCAAUACUGUGACUACUGUGUGUUACGUACAUGUUUUAAUCUUGUAAUAUUUUAUGUGUUGUGAGUAAUCUCACAAUAAGUAUAUUAUCUUACUUGUAAACUAUUUAAAGUAUUACUUAAUAAUUUGAGUUUGAAGUUGAUAACAUAUUCAAGUCUAAUUUAAACUCCGAAGUCAAACAUUCACAUGCCUACAUAAAACUUUCAAUGCUCAUUCGCAUAUUUAUUUAAAUUAUUUAUAAUUUAUUGUUUAAAAAAAUACCUUCAGAGGAUCGUAUUCUCAUGUAUUUUCUGUGUGAAGAACUAUGUCCUGUUGUUGCCAUUGUUAUAAGAUGGAACUCAAAGCUAGCCUCUGAUUGUAACUAUAUUGUGUUCUUUGAAAAUAGGGACUUUCAUUUGUAAACCUGUGCAUCUAUUAGGUCCCUUUUUUUUUUUUUAUUAAAUUGGCAUUUUAGUGGAGAUUUCCAUCCAUGGUGGAUACUUAGAAAUAGCUUGCAUUUUGGUUCAUUUUUGUUGUAUCUGGUGUACAGACUCUUGAAAGUGUUGAUAAUCUCUGUAGUGUAAAAAGGUUUACUGUUGUUUUUUAGCACAAAUUUUAGCACUUUUAAAUCAAAUUUUAAAGGUCUUUCUCUUGUAGCACAAACAAAUUUGUAUUAUUUAGUUGGCAUUAAUGAUCUUUCAAAAGGGUGUCCUUGACAUUGUUUAGUAUGUCUGUUACAAAAUCUAUCCCAAUCUUUUGAUUUUCUGACUUCUUUUGUUAGAUUUCCUGAUCACCUCCACAGUUUCUCCAUAUCAUAGAGUCUUCUUUUUUUAUAUUACUGUAUUUUAUUUCUUAAAAUAUUUAAACCCUGAUCUUUAAAAAUUGCAAUGCAAACAAAGAGUAGAUUAUUAUGUUUAAAAUUUAUUGUGGAAAUAAUCAUUUCACAGAAUCUCAGUUGUACCUUUCUGUUAUAGAUGAAAACAACUAGUUUGUUGUUAGCAUUAAUAUUGAAGGUUUGUUAACUUCUAGUCAAAUAGAAUUAUUAUAAUUUUAAUGCCUGCAAAUUUUUUUUUUUUCUAUGAAAGACUGGCCAACAAAUUCCAUGAUUGUCACUUCAACCAAGUCUUUACACAACAUUUACGAAUGGUUCUGGUUUCUUGAUGAGGACCACCUUGGAAUGUCUUUCUGUAUGCGUCAAUGUCUAAGGAGAUAUAUAUAAUAUUACUUACACAUUUUGGUUUUGAGAAUCAAAAAUAAAAUUGCAAAAUAGCUUAAAAAAACAAAGGGAAUUUAAAAUAAGCAUGAUAGAAAAUUCUUGUCCUUCCUCUAUGUUAGAGAAGCUUAUUUUAGAGAGGGUAUAUAAAUACCAGGGAAAAUAAUAAGCAGGAUCAGUCAAAUUAGUUUCAAACUACAUGUUAUGUCUACUUUUGUGAAUCUAUUCUUGAAAUUUAGUUCUAUUGUGCAGGUUUAAUCUUUUUUGUGAUAUCAGCUUUUGGAUCUUAAAACAUUUCAUUGGUAAAAAGGAAGUCUGGUAUUAGUUUACCUAAACGAGUACCUCCAGUAACACAUUGGAAUUCAGGUCAUCAGACUUAGUGUCAGAACAUACAGUGACAUAUUAGGAAAUCAACUCUAUUAUUACAAAUAGCAAUGGACCUAUAAAAACAUUAAAAAGUCUGGCAUUGAGGAAGAGGUAUGAUUCAUCUCAAAUGUAAUGUACAAAUGUAACAUGAAAACAUUGGAUACUAAGUUUCCUUCUAUUUUCUCAGUACGUGCUUUCCUUCAGUUUCUUUUCUUAAAAAAACAACAACUAAUUUUAUUGGUAAACUGUUAAGCUCCAUAUCAACAUCUUGAAACUUAUCACUAUAGAACAUACAAAGGAAGUAUCUAUUUUAAAAAAUAAAAAUAGGUGGCUUAUAAAAUCUCUUGGGUAAAAUAGCUACAUCAUAGUUAUUUUCUUUUUCUGCUUUCGUUUUAUAAAAUAAUAAUAAAAAAAAAUUGUGGAUUCAAUUUAAAAUCUAUAUACUAGUAGUUCUGUUUUUUUUUCAAAUGUGACUUUGGUCUGUUUUAACUGGACUUUGGUCUGUUUUAACUUGACUUUGGUCAAGCUGUAGACUUUGUAGGCCUAUUUGAAUGUAAAUAAAAGUGUGGUUUCAGAUGUUUUAUUUGUCUGACUUACAGGUUUUUGUAUUUAAAACAAUUAUCUCAGAUUUUUUCUUUUACAUUAUAUUUCUGUUCUUUUGGACCUUUUUAGUUUAUAAAAUCAUUUAACUUAUGGCCUGUCUGUAGAAAUGUUUUCUUAAUGUUCUUUAAAUUGCAUGCAUUGAUGUUUUUGUGUUUGGGGUGUAUCUCACUAAACUGCUGAAUUCACUGUUUUAACUAGAGUUUCUAAUUGAUAUUAAAAACUGAAUUUUAAAGUGUUCUAUUCACAUGAUGGAUGUGUAAUAUUUCCUGGUACCCAUCACUGACCUAUGUAACCACUAACUCUUAUUUUAUACAUUACAGAAUUUCCUGCAAGAAAUUUUUUUCUUUUUUAUUGAAUAUUUCUUUGCAUAAAAGAAAGUUUAUUGAAGGUAGAUGCACUUGUCUAUAUAAUGGUCCAUUACAGUUACUAUAUAUUAAGAAACAGCUAGGGGCUAUCUUCAGGGCAUUUGGUUGUAGUCUGAUUUAUGUAUGUAGUUUUAUGAUAUCUAUGAAUUAAUAAAACAGAAUAUUUGUUUAUAUGGACAUAGUUGGGGGGGGGGGGGAUAGUUUGUUAUAUUCUUUAUGUUGUUGGUAAACACUAUUUGUUGUUUUUACCAUUUGGAAAUGUAACUGACAUUCCAAGAAGUGGUGGAAGUUAAACAUAACACCUGGCUGUUCAAACACAUUUCUCUCGUACCAAAACUGUUUCUUAAGUGGCAUUAUCCCACUAGACAAGCUUCUAAGAGAGAGUAUUUAUAUAUUCAAUACAUUGUUAUGUAGAAAUAAAAUGGUGUAUUAGACCAAGUAAAAUAAAAUGAGCUGUUGAAAUCAAAAUCAAAUAUCUUAUUAUUCAAUUAAUUGUAAACCUUUUUCUGAAACAAACUCAAUUAUUGCUCAAAACAUGUACAGAUUGUGUCAUGAUGUCAUUUUAAAUGUGGGGUAACUAUUGUUGAUACAUUUUUAUAUUUGCAUCAAUUUAUGAUUUUUUUUUUUGAGCCAUGAUUUAGUUAACACUUAAUCAAACAGGAAUAUUGUUUGAGCUCUGCAUUAGGUCUCUCUCUCUGGCUGUGAGUGUUGACAGUGAAAUGGCCUGGAUGUACUUGUUGUGAAACAUUUGGACAACUUUCCUUCUUUAGAAUAAGUCCCAGUAAAGCUUGCCUUCAAGACUAACACCAAUCUUUCUAACUAUUGGAUGACACAAAUUAAGUCAUCUAGGUAGAUACACUUGUUUGAGAUAACAAAAAUAUUUAUGGAUUUAACUGACAACUCAUUCCUUGACACUGGGAGUAAAAUUCUAUCCUAAAAUAGUUUCAAAAACUUCAUACAAACAUGUUUUAUUUCCAGUUGAUUGAAACCCAAUGUCUCAAAUAUGUUCAUGUUCAGUGACUCACGUUCAUUUGCUGGUUCUAUUUUGUUGUUUAUUUUGUGUAUGUGUUCAAAAUAAAAAUCUUGUUUGUUUUUUUAUGUA